Clonostachys byssicola is the source of this 1017-nucleotide messenger RNA. The record is from the annotation of a GenBank genome assembly. Lineage: Eukaryota; Fungi; Ascomycota; Sordariomycetes; Hypocreales; Bionectriaceae.
AUGGCAGACGAGGUCUUUCCAAUCAUUGAUUUAUCUCAAGACGAUAACUGGCCAGAUUCAAAGGGUCCCGAGAUCGUCGAAGCCUGCAAGAAAUGGGGUUUCAUGAUAUUGACAGGCCAUGGGAUUCCUAAGGACACCAUUGACUCUAUGUUUGAGAUGCAUCAAGGCUUCUGUAUGCUUCCAGAAAAGAAAAAGCUCCGGUGCGUUAUCGACGAACGCCAAAUUGGCUACGAUUUGAAGCGCUCUAAAAUCGGCAUGAACGAAUGCAUGGUAUUUGGUGGUGUUAAGGGCGAUAUUGUUCAGGGAGACAAUAUACAUCCCUGGUGGGACGCCGAGAAACGAGCCAAAGUGGAGGAAUUUAAGGAGAUGGCUCACAACCUCGGCCUUGAACUGCUUAAAGUGUUUGCUACGUCUUUUGGGCUCGAUCCAGAAUAUUUCACCUCUGCUCACAAUAUGAACCAAGGCCCAGGAAGCGUGCUCCGGAUGCUACACUAUCCAAAGCUAGGUGAGAAGCCCAAGGAAGAUUUUCCACGCCUCUAUUCGCAUACGGACUGGGGAUCUUUGACGUUCGUAUGGCCUCGUUCUGGAGGACUGGAAGUCGAGACCCCGUCGAAGAGAUGGCUUGAGGUUCCAUUGAUCCCUGACUCCAUCGUGGUCAAUGUCGGUGAUGCCAUGUCUUUGUGGAGUGGACAGGCUCUGAAGUCUACACUGCACAAAAUCUCGUUCGACAACCUUCCAAUUGGCCAGACCAGAUGGUCUAUGGCCUACUUUGUUAAUGCAAAUACUCAUGCCAAGUUGGAAAUCCUGAAGCGAGAGGAGGAUGGCAGACUCACACUCUCAUCUGACCAGGACACGGUCCUCACGGCUGGUGAAUACCACCAGGCCAGACUGUACAUGUCGCAAAAGGAAGAUGCAAAGAAUAAUUGGAUUGGGCAGUCAGAUCUGUCUAUGUUAAACACAGCUCAUAAGCUUGCUUCUGUCGUUGAAAAGCUGGGUGUUGCAAAUGGGUCUGGCCUG